AUCUGCUGACUGGCAACACUGCGGUCAGACUGCUUCUGAUUUGUCGCUAUUACCAGCGAAUAUUUUUUCAUAUAUGAUUGUUGUGUUGGCGAUUGUUUAUAUUUUACUGUGAGAAUAUUUAUUUAAGCAAAACUCAAAUGAUACAAGUAUGAACAGGGCUCGUACAAACAGAAGAGGAGGUGGUGGAGGAAUGAGUUCUAAUAGGGAUGACAAAAGCAUGCCUCGAAGCAACAGUAACUAUAAUAAGACUUCUAAUACAAGGCCUGUUAGUAACAGCAACGUCAACAAUUCAUCACAGCGCAGAGACAGAACAUCUCCAACUGAUGGCAACCCAGGACUUUAUGAAAAUCAUCGGUUAAUGAACUCUAUGGCUCUGCAAUGUGGCCUUGUUACUAGGGUUCAUACAACAAAUAACAGGACGUAUGAAGGCAUUUUCUACACUGUGGACCCAUCAGGGCAGCUGGUUUUAUCCAUGGUGCACGAAAUGAAUAACCCUGACAUGAAGCUUGAUGAAGGUGAUGUGAAUGUGAUGGAAGUGUCUGCCAAGAUGGAGGACCUCAUGCUCUUCCCAGCUGAUUCAAUUGUUGACUUCUACACUGUCAAUGUGGAUUUAACAACUGAUCCUAAGGGAGACCAUGGCGCCCCCUUCUCAACGGACAGCCAGAUCUCUGGACGAGGUGGGGCCAAUGGCAUGCAUGGCGAGCGACAGCUCGAAGCCUGGACCAGUGAUGAUCCUGACAAGGGUCUUGAAGAGGGCUUGUCUGAGAUGCUCGAGUCAGGACAGCGUGGUUGGGACGCUAACGAGAUGUUCAGCACAAACCAGGACAAGUUUGGAGUGGAGUCCACCUACUGCCCAGACAUGACAGGCUACACAACUAAAAUUAAUGUUGACAAGAGUAGCGAUGAAUACCGUCAGGCCGGCAAGCUGGCCAAGGAAAUAGAACAAGAAAAAACAGUUCAUCAUGAUGACAGGGAAGAAGAAGAGAUAUUCUCGGCUGUAAUGCGGCCAGACGCUGCGAGCGGCAGCUGCUCGAAUGGCGGUGAGCAACUCUAUGUUCCUCCGAACCGUCGGGUCCAGAAGUCUUCUAGCGGUGGCAACGCUGGCCGCGGUAAUCAGAGACACAUGAGUUCCCAGCCGCCUCGCUUCCAGCAGCAGCAGCAACAACAACAACAGCAGCAGUAUGGUGGUGGCAACCAGCACCAUCAGCCACCUCCGCAUCACCAUCACCACCAGCAACAGCAACAACAUCACCAUCAGCAGCAACAUCAUCAUAGUCGUGAUCGUGGCGCUCCUCCUGGUGGUGUUGCCCUGCCGCCUCAGGCUGUCAAACCUGAUAACAGGAAGGACAAGUUUGCCACAAAUGGCGAGUCAAGAGGUGCUGUUGGGGGACAAGUGGACAGCAGCGGCUCACAACAGCAACAGCAGCAGCAUGGUUUCAUGCCCGAUGGUCGCACCCCUCGCGACGUGAAGGACAAACGCUCUGAUGCGUCGCCGAAUAUCGGACAGCAACAGUCACCUCCUGUGCAGCAUAAAAAUAGAUACGUAGAACCUCAGCAGCACGAGCAGCAGCAAGGCUAUAAUCGAUCACUGGAUCAUAGAAAUAGGAAAGAAGAUAAUAGUAAUCGCCGGCAUUUUAAUGCUAAAGAUCAAUUCAAAGAUGGUACCAGCACUGCUGGCAGUAAUGUAAAUAAUAGUAGCAAUAGUAGCAGCAGUACUAGUUCCAUUAGCUCUAUUGUAAAUUCUGUCAAUAGUUUAGAAGAUGGUAACUCAACUACUUCUUCACAUUUGCCCAUAAACAACAAUUCUACGAGAUAUAACAAAGAUUCACAAAGUGAUACUGGCUCAGUUAGCCGUCAUCCUCAGCAUAUGCAGCCACAGCAAGCUAUUCCAAACCAGCAGCAACAGCAGCCUCCUCCUCCUCAGCAUCACCAUCAACAGCUGCAGCAGCAACAACAAGUUCCCUCGCACCAAGGAAACCAUCCGCAUCGCCCACCAAGAGAACGCAGUGAAGAUCACACCAAUCGUCUUGACAAUCGAUCAGCAAGAGGCCAAAGGCAUCACCAAGCUAAGGAAGAUCACAUUGCUGCUGAUCUUAAGAAGUUUGGCAGUGAAUUUACACUCUCUGAGUCCGAGGCGGGUGAAGCAACUCAACGACAACAUCAGCAAGCUGCACAUAAUAUGCCUGUUGCUCCUCAAAAUAGGCAUCAGCAACCCGCUAGUGGGUUGCCUCCUCAAUUGAAACAACAGCAGCAAAUUCAACUGCAACAACAGCAUAAUAAACAACUGCAGCAGCAGCAACAUCAACAACAACAGCAGCAGCAACAUCAACAACAGCAGCAACAACAGCAUCCUCAUCAUCAGCAUCAACAACCGCAGAAACAGCAUCAACAACCUCAGCAACAUCAACAGCAUCAACAACCUCAGCAACAUCAUCAACAGCAGCAACAACAUCAACCGCAGCAACAUCAACAACCACAGCAACAACAUCAACAACUGCAGCAACAGCAUCAACAACCACAGCAACAGCAUCAACAACAGCAGCCGCUACAACAUCCACAACAGCAGCCGCUUCAACAUCCACAGCAGCAUCAUCAUCAACAACCUCAGCAGCACCAGCAACCGCUACAGCACCAACAGCCACCGCAACACCAGCAAUCGCAGCAGCAUCAACAACCACCGCAGCAACAUCCACAAACUCAGCAACAACCGCAGCAGCAACAACAGUCACAGUUCCAUAAAAGGCAGGGGCCUCAUAACCAACAUAUUCCUCAGCAUGAAAGUGCACCUCAGCAGAUUCGCGGUCCUCCUGGAGCUGUUGAACCUUCUGCACAAAUGCAUCAACUGCCGCCUCCACAGCAACAGCUGCCUCCGCCGCCUCAGCAUCAAGUGUCAUCUCCAAGGCCUUCAAUAAAGCAAGAGCCUCAAUCCUCACCACCCUCUGCUGCUCAGCCUCUUGAUGUCCCACGGAGUGCAAGUCCCUCCACCACACCCAAGACCAGCCCUGUUCCUCCUGCAUCCUCCAGCGUCUCUGGGGCGUCUUCCGUGGUGGCAGUGCCUGCAGCACAGACCGAACCUUCAGCAUUGAGCUCUCCCGCCCCUUCUGAGGACCCAGACAAGCAGUCAGACACACUGAAAACGGUUCCCACUCCUAAGGAGCUCAAUCCUCAUGCCAAGCCUUUUGUUCCGAGAGGUCGCAAUACCGCAAGUCCGCAGGCUUCUCCAACUUCCCAGCCUCAACAACAACAGCAAAUGAUGCAUCAACAGCAAUUGCAACAACAGCCCUUGGCCCACCAAGUGCAGCAGCAACAGAUGCAACACCUGCACGCAAAUAUGCCUCACUUGACCAUGACUUCAACAAACGUCAUGACUCACCACAGUCUAUCGCCGGCCAGUGCCGUACCAACCGCGGGGUUCCAGCAGCCAACUUUUUAUUUACAACACGCUGCCGUACCUUUGCAGGCGUCUCGUCAUGUCAAAAGAGGUACCGAGUUCUUAACUUGCCCGCCCGUUGCAGUGCCGUCAGUGAUGGGCAGCGGUGCACCCAACAGCGCCGCGGCGCUCUCGCAUGCCCACAUGAGCACCGGUGGUCAACUGCAGCUUGCCCCGGGGACUUUCCUCUCAGCGGCGCCUCCUCACGGCGCUCCUGCUCCUCCUCCAUCCCAGCUUGCACCCUUCAACUACGCGGGCGGCCUGAUGCGCAUGAUGACACCUACUGGGAUUCCAUUGCACUUGCCCAUGUUAGGCAACAUGGGCGAGGCUGUGUAUGUACCGGCCGCUCCGCCUCACCACUUGCCUCCUCCACCGCCUACCUCCAGCCAGCCGCAACAGAGCGGCGGCCAGCAACAACAGCAACAUGCUCAGUCCAUCACGUCAGUUGCUGGACAACAAGUCAUGUAUCACGGACAGUCCCCUCACGUGACACCCUUACAGAAUCUGCAGCAUCACCAUAUGGUCACGCACAAUUCUCAGGGCCAUCAGGGUCAGCCGCAACCACCCCAGCAGGUGACGACAGCUGUGACUGUAGGCCAGUAUGCAGGCCCCAGUUUGAUGUUAAUGCCACAGCAGCCACCACCUCAACCACCUUCACAACAGAGUGCACAACAACAUGCCGUGGCCGUUGCACAACAGCAGCAGCAGAUGACAGCUGUUGCUGUCCAGCAAUCAAUUCCGUACUCAGCUGCCCCUUCAGGAUCAAGCGGAGGGCCUCAUCUACAGCAAUCAUCAUCUUCAGUAGCCCAGCAACAACAGGGCUCCUCUCAACAACAGUCUGCCGGUCAGCAACAGCAACAACAGCAACAAGGACCAAUGGCUCACGCCCACCACCAUCACACCCAUUCCCACCCUCCUCCCACUCACCACCCUCACAUCUACCUUGGUGGGUAUCACACUGUCCGAUAUCAAGGUCAUGCGAGCAUGCCUAUGGUCGGCCACCCACCGCAACAUCAGUGAGCAGAGCUGCCCUAUCUUCACAAGUCGAUCAUCAAGUUAAUAAGAUCAUGUGUGCUCCCUACGGUCGGCUUCAACGCAGCAUCAACAAAUAUGCUUCAGGCCGAUGUUGUUUGGGUAUUAGGGGAUCAAGUGUUCCUGAGCAAGCGAGCAACUCUACAUGUAAAAACCAAUCUAUUUGCUGCUAUUGUCGCACCUGUUUUGUUGAGAGAACGGACGAUGGCACACACGGUGUCCUUGAUCGUUGCCAAAUUUAUUCAACACUUGGAGACGACGUUCAUUCGAAUGGUGCACAGUCACGUUUUAAACUGAAUCAUGGAAAGAUGGAAUCAACACUUGAAAAGACUUCACUUGUCUAUCAUAGUUUGCAAUGUCAUCAACUACAUCAAGGACCAGAAUUCAUGCAAGGUAGCACGCAGCACCGUUCAAGAAAGCAAUUUUUCCCCUCUGACACUAUACCUGAUGGUGCGUCUCUCAAGUCUGUACCUGCUGCCCACUGUUAUUGUUUGAGACGCGCUCCCUUCAUGCGAAAUGAUUCUCAAUUAUCGUGUCCUAUGCUGAGCUGUCGUUUCUUUUUAGAACAAACAACUAUUGAUGACCCACGUCCCUCAAUCGCCUUGGCAGCUUCUUGCUUCGAUAUGACCUAUUGUCAUCGUGAGCGUCGGAUGAAAAAAGAGACAUUAUUUUAUGCCCAGAACAGUAACUUCGGCUAUAGCCCUGAAAUAUUAGCCUUACCUCAACAGAAAACUACUACCGAGCAGAGCGAGGAACGUGUUUUUAAAUGUCCGGCUCAUUCCAUCAGUUCAGUGAUCCUUGGAGCUGAUGCCGCGCGUGUGUCUCGAAAACUGGAUGCUGCGCCUUCAUUUCUCUCUAAAUAUUGCGCUAAUGCGCAGUCUUCUAUUUCAUUUUGUGGACGUAUGUUGGUCUAUACAUUAAGUAUUUUAUUUUGUUGUAGGUUUUGCAUCGUUUUGCACGUGAACUCAGGGAACGAUCGUUCAUCUUGUGCAAACCUAUCAGACGGGUCAAGAUCUUGCGGAUGUUCUUCCAUAGAGCAUUUGCCCGUUUUCAAAGAAUCGCCCACAAUAAAAUACUGUACUCUAAAAGAGAUGAUUAGAUGUUUGUUUUCCAUGAUAUGUAUGAAUUCUUGGCUCGAAAGAAAAUCGCACUUUCGUUUUAGAGAAGAGACGUGCAGCAGCGAAGCGGCCUCGUCGCUGACACAGGACUCAAUGAUUUUCUUAUUAUGCUUGCUGCUGCUAAACCUACGUCUCUCUGAGCCAUUUAAGUUUCGUUGUUUUAACGAGGAGGGUAGAGCGAGCUCUUCGCCUGCUGUAGCAACAAUGCUUAGCUUAUCCUUCCUGUGACCGCGGCUCGGGGUGUGGUUUUUGAUUAACGUCACGUGAAGGCUCAUUCUAAUCUAGAGUGUAACACCUGAAGCAUUCCUUUCCAAUUGCAGACCUUAUUCAACCAUUUUGAACGUUCAGAUGUACGUUUGCAUUUUAGACUGAGAUGGUUCAAUAUGAGCUUAAUAGAUGAAUCCGCAUAAGAGUCUUAUCAAAUUAGUUUCCUAUUAAGGGUACUUUUGUUUUUUAUUUUCAUAAAUUGUGUCGAAAACAACUAAAGGUGGCUGCUCUUGAAGCCUCGGGUUGUCGAUAGCAUUAGUUUUUCAUGUAACUUGGGUUAUAAUACAUCCUCAGUCGAUGCAGCAGGGAACGAGCGUAGCUUGUGAUUAGUCAGCGCCGCACCUCGAGCCGUGGACCCAGAGAGAGACUUAAAUUAUUAUGAUGUGCGAUUAAUCAAGUUAGUGCGGUAAAAUAUUUAAUCUUGCAGUGGCUGAUGCGUCUGAAUCGUCAGAUGCUUGAUUUAAUGAAUGAUUAGUUACGAUGAUCUUCUAUUCGCUAGGCUACGGAAUGAAAUUUUGUAUGUGGGUAACAAGGAAAUGAACUGUUGAGGAUGAAAAAUUUAGAGAGUCCUCUUCCUCUUUUUUUUUGUAUUUUACCCGUGUGACAAGAGCGAUUGUCUGGUUUCUACUUGAUUUUCUCCAUUUAUUACCAAGGUGACUUCUUACACUGGGACUUUAGUUAAUUUCACCAUCUGAGGGCAAGUUACAGCUCUUCAGAAAUAUUCUUUGAGUGGCUUCAUUCCGCCUGUCGGCUCGAGCUGUGCCAAAAUUGCUAAUUUUUUCUGUUUGUCUCGUGUCAGGAACUUUGGGGCAGCAUAAAUCGGAAUAUUUUCUCAACUACUUUGGAUGGCAGUUGAGAGAUUUUAAUAUUAGUUGUUCCUAUAAACCGGGAUCUUGAUUGCGCACCAGUUGCACGGUGUCGCGUUAUUAUUUUGUUUCAGAAGCUUCUUUAGGUCUAGAAGUUUGGGAAUUCUUUAAUCAUCAACUCUACGAUGUGGUUCCAAGUUACUGUGACGCAUUUACGCUCAUUUGGACCUAUUGAAACUAGAGCUUCAUUCUCCAGCUAAACCAUCGUGCUGCCUAAAUGGUCGGUGAUCAAACACACUCUAAAGUUUCGGCUUCAUCCACAAGCACCAGGCAGCAUUAAGAGGAUGACUUGUGUCAUCGUCAUUUAGAGUGGCGCAAAAUUUACUGUUUCAUCGUAUUCAUUGUAAAACAAGAUAGGAGUAAAAAAUCCUCGUUUCAUUUAUGUAAAGAGCUGGCUAUGUUAGUUUCGUCGGUGGAUGCUGCACAAGUGAGGAGUGGUUGAUACUACAUACUGAAUUUGUUCAUACUUGUUGAUUGAAAGUUUCAAAACAUCCGACGUGGAAUUAAGUUGUCUGUAGUCGACGUUUGACGACGUGUUUUUUUUAUAAAUCUGCUUAAGCUGGCAAUAGUUGGCUUCUGAGAGGUUCCAUUGCAAGAGUUUUGACUACCCAAACCCAUAUAUAUUAUUUUUCGGGAAGGCCCGGCGAUACUCUAUUUUUUUUUAUUGCGUAACUGUUAAAAUUCAUUUAGCAAUGGCUUGAACAAAUGAACUCCCCGCAUAUAAUGGUUACAUGCUUAACUGGAUUGUGCAGGGGUGUACCUGUGCGGUCUGUUGCUCUACGGCUUAUUGGCAAUAGGAAAUCCUUGCAGUUUUGGAAGUUCUGCGUUUGUCAUUGUGUUGCCAUGGCAGCGAAUUAGUGAGGUUAAGAUUGGCUUUCAGCCUUUCGUUCUUCUUGGUCAACGCAACAUCAAAGAAAUAUGCGCGAGUUUCGUUAUCAGUUGCCAUUUGAAAUAAGAUUGUCUUCAUCUUCCCUUGUCACUGAAAUUUAUCAGAGAAACUGUUCUUCUGCAUCCAUUGCUAGCUUGAAUUUGAACUUGAUUGUUCCUGUAAAAAAUUCUACCAUGGCCUUCUGUAUUUUUUUAAUUCGUGUGAAGUUUUUUUGUUAUUUGUACUGUUCAUCUCCCCUGUUGAUUUGUGCCUCAAAUUUAAUUAAAUAUUUAAUAUAAGAGCGGCUGCUCGUUCAUUUUAGCUAUCGAUUUCAUCAGCGCAGUCGUACUGGAAAAAAGGACCAAUUAUCAUUAUUUUGUCCGUCUCUUCUUUGCUAAUAUAUUUUUGUCAGUCUCCAUUCAUUCCUAAGCAAACCGUCAACUGUUAGGAACUGCAACACUCGUCUCUCGAUUCAAUAAAAUAUGCAAUUAA
Messenger RNA from Hyalella azteca, 8073 nucleotides. Its product is annotated as ataxin-2 homolog. Gene Ontology annotation, molecular function: RNA binding. Bases 149 to 4450 code for a protein of 1433 amino acids. The transcript has 12 exons. Lineage: Eukaryota; Metazoa; Arthropoda; Malacostraca; Amphipoda; Hyalellidae. Gene Ontology annotation, cellular component: cytoplasmic stress granule. Gene Ontology annotation, biological process: cytoplasmic stress granule assembly. The record is from RefSeq and is a predicted model, not a curated record.